CCUGCGCGGAGCUGCGCGGCUGAAUCACCGCGGAGCGAGCGGGCAGCGAAUUUCCAGGCGCCAUGGCCCGGCUCCUCGGCCCCUCCUGCCUGCUGCUGCUGCUGCUGCUCCUGGGCCUCUGCGCCGACGUCGCCUCCUCCAAGAAGGGCAAAGGCAAACCCGGCUGGGGUGGGGGCGGCCGCCAGCCCAGCUACCCCCGCCAGCCCAGCUACCCCCAGAACCCCGGCUACCCGCACAACCCCGGCUACCCGCACAACCCGGGCUACCCGCACAACCCCGGCUACCCCCACAACCCCGGCUACCCGGGCUGGGGCCAAGGCUACAACCCAUCCAGCGGAGGGACUUACCACCAAAAGCCCUGGAAGGCGCCCAAACCCAAGACCAACUUCAAGCACGUGGCGGGCGCGGCGGCGGCGGGCGCCGUGGUGGGGGGCCUGGGGGGCUACGCCAUGGGCAGGGUGAUGUCGGGCAUGCACUACCGCUUCGACAGCCCCGACGAGUACCGCUGGUGGAACGAGAACGCCGCGCGCUACCCCAACCAGGUCUACUACCGCGACUACCGCGGCGCCCCCGUGCCCCAGGACGUCUUCGUGGCCGACUGCUUCAACAUCACCGUCACCGAGCACAACAUCGGCCCCGCCGCCAGGAAGGGCAACGCCUCGGACGCCCUCAACCAGACGGAGGCGGAGCUGGAGACGCGCGUGGUGACCAAGGUGAUCCGCGAGAUGUGCAUCCAGCAGUACCAGGAGUACCGGCUGGCCUCGGGCGCGUGGCAGCGCCUGGCCGAGUCCCCGCUGGCCACCCUGAUGCUCCUCGUCCUCGUCGUCCUGCACUAGGGCGCCCCACGCCAUCCAGGUGUCCCCUGUGGGGUCCCCACGCCCACCCCGGUCUCGCUUGGUUUCGGUGAGGAGCCCCCCGGGGCGAUCCGCGGUGCCUCAGGGUUAGGCAAUGGGAUGAAAACGUCCUUUUCUGCCCCAAAAAGAGCUCCGGGAUGGCGCCGGAGCCCAAAACUGCGGCCUUCGCCUCCUCCUCCUCCUCGGGGUCACCCCGAGAGGGACCAGGCAGUGGGGAGGUCUCCUUGGCGUCCCUGCAGGAGCUGUUCCAAAAAUCCUCUUUGUUAACAGGCAGGGAUUUGUCUCAGCCCCCGUCACCCCCAUUCCCUGGGGCACCCCUGGGGUUUUCAAGCUGCCAGGUUGCAAUUUGAACCCUCCCAUCCUAAAAUAAAAAAAGCCCCUUCCCCAUGUACAUAAGGAGCUGCCACUCCACACCCUGCAUGCUGCAAAAACCCCCUGCAGCAAGACACCAAAAUAAAGUAAUUUUUUACUCCCUGUCACAGCGAGGCUGAGGCACCAGUCGGUGUUUAGAGGCAGAAAGUGCUGCUGAAUGCCCCAAACACCCCCAAAAUGUUGUUACAGCCCCAGAAAAAGCUACUCUGGGUGCUCCAGGUGACAAGUCGUGUUCAUGCUGCAGCACCUGGGCCUAAGGGACGUUAAAAUGCAGCACAAAGGGUUCUCAGGGGGGUCAGGCACGUAGCAAGAGACUGAAAGCAGCUGAACCGCGCCGGUACAGCGACAGCAUCGGGAAAAACGGGCCUGGGAAAGGGAGAGGCUUUAAAAAAAAGUAACUUUUGUGAGUAAUUCCUUUGCCCUGCGGAAGCAACGGGUGAAAUUCUUGAUUCUCGUGUGGAUGCUGGGCUGGGGACGAGCUGUAACACCCGUGGCGCUGCGUUCAAUAUCCCUCGUGUAAUUUUAUUUUUGCAAGGCACUGAAUAACACUGUCCUAAAUGAGAUCUUUUUUUUAAAUUUUUUUUUUCCUUUUUGCAUCGGUGUAAGCUAAGUGGAGAUAUAUAUAUAUUAUAUAUGAAUACCUAUAAACAGAGAGCAGAGAGACCUUUCAGGACAGCCAAGGCAGGGCUUGGAGGUGCCGCGCACUUUGCGACACGCGGAUGUUUUGUAACCCCGCGGAUGUUUUGUAACCCCGUCACGCUGCAUGCCCGGGAUUUGCCGUGCUGAGCCUUUUCGAAGUGUUCCACGUCUGGUACAAAUUAAAACGGAUCAAGCCAAGGUGCCCGAGAGCCUCCUUUGUGUGCCGGCCCCGGCCCCGGGCAUUUCCCGCAUUUCUGCAUUUCCUGCAUUUCCGCCCUCCCAUCCUCCCUCCCCGGCCUGAGGGAGCUUUUGUUCCCUUCCAGCCCCCAAAUUUGGCCCAAACCCCACAUUCCCCGUUAACCUUUUCUCCUCAGGCCCUGCUCCCACCCAUGGCAUUGCUGCAGUCCAAGGGGAGUUUUCUGAUUUCUGUCUCAUUCCGGGUUCUGUUCUAAUAAAGGAGUUUUUACA
This is a messenger RNA of Agelaius phoeniceus (red-winged blackbird), 2333 nucleotides long. It is a transcript of the gene PRNP, whose product is annotated as prion protein (Kanno blood group). The record is from RefSeq and is a predicted model, not a curated record. Gene Ontology annotation, biological process: protein homooligomerization. Gene Ontology annotation, cellular component: membrane. Lineage: Eukaryota; Metazoa; Chordata; Aves; Passeriformes; Icteridae.